Diorhabda sublineata is the source of this 1848-nucleotide messenger RNA. Its product is annotated as protein phosphatase 1 regulatory subunit 7-like. Lineage: Eukaryota; Metazoa; Arthropoda; Insecta; Coleoptera; Chrysomelidae. Gene Ontology annotation, molecular function: protein binding. Bases 173 to 1162 code for a protein of 329 amino acids. The transcript is spliced from 6 exons. The record is from RefSeq and is a predicted model, not a curated record.
AUUACUUCGAAAAAUUUGGCAACGUUGUGUUAUUCCCAUUAGUUUUGUUUAAUAUAUUCAAUUUCAAUUCAAUAUAAUAGACAAAUAGACUAAUAUUCCUAAAGUUACAGGGUUAGGUAUUAUAUGUUCAUUGUUUAAGAAUUAAUUAUCAAAAAUCUUCAGAGUUUAUACAAUGCCUGUUCCAAGUAAUGAGAAAAAUACAUUAGAACCUGAAGCUAAUCAAGCUUCAACUUCAGACGAUAACGCUGACGGUGCCGCUUUAGGGGGUGAAACUGGUCCUACUGUUAAUGAAAUAGUAAUUAUAGAUCCUGAAUGUUUAGAGUUAGAUUUGAACCAUGGUCGUAUAGAUAAACUGCAAAAUUUAGAGCCUUUGACACGCAUUGAAAACCUGUAUUUGAGAUGGAAUUUAAUUACAAAAAUUGAAAAUUUGGAUACUUUAACCACUCUUGUAGAAUUGGAGCUAUAUGAUAAUCAAAUAACCAAAAUUGAAAACCUUGGAUGCUUGGUCAACUUGGAGAUAUUGGAUUUGUCAUUUAACAGGAUACGUUCAAUAGAAGGACUAGAGAAUUUAUCAAAGCUAAAAAAGUUGUUUCUUUCAUCAAACAAGAUUAGUAAGAUAGAAAACUUGAAUAAUUUGGACAAUUUAACAUUAUUGGAACUUGGUGACAACAAAAUAAGGGAAAUUGAAAAUAUGGAAGGCUUAACUUCCUUACAGUAUCUUUAUUUGGGAAAAAAUAAAAUAUCCAAAAUUACAAAUUUGGACCCUCUUAUAAAUUUGACGUGCCUAAGUCUUCAAAGUAAUAGACUAACAGUUAUAGAAAAUUUGGAAAACUUGAAACAGUUAAAUGAGUUAUAUUUAUCAGAAAAUGGAAUUGAAAAGAUAGAAAAUCUUACGGAGAAUAAAAAAUUGGAAACUUUAGAUUUGGCCCACAAUAAAAUUAAGAUUGUCGAAAAUAUUUCACAUCUGGCCGAACUCUCCGAAUUUUGGAUGAACAAUAAUGAAAUUUCUGAUUGGUCUACCAUCGAGAAUUUGUCAAAUUUAAAAAAUCUUGCUACGGUUUACUUUGAGAAGAAUCCUUUCGCAGAAGAUCCCAUGUACCGAAGGAAACUAAAAUUAAUUUCACCUUCUUUGACUCAAAUUGAUGCCACUUUAUGUCGUUAAAGAAUCUUUUUCACAAUAAAAAGACUUGUUGGUGAUUUAAGGAAUAAGUACAGUAUUCUAUUUGAUGUAAUUUUUUGUUUAUUAACUGAACUAAUUGUAAGAUGAUGUGUUAAGACAAAAUUAAGAAAGCUUCCUCAAGUUUGUAAAUAAAUAAAAUAUGUUACUAAGUUUCCGAUAUUCCUUCAAGACUUUGUCAAAUUCACCGAGUGAGGUUUAUGUCUAGUUCUUUCUCAACCAGCUAACAUUUUUUGAUCAAAAAAUAAAAAAACUCUUGGGACAAAGUGAUAUUGGAUGAAAGAACGAGAAGAAUCUCUCUUCAUUGACAUGAUAACUGAAGAUGAAAUUGCCACUGAGAAGUUAUCAAUCAGGAUUUCUAUUUUAUUUUGAUUAUUUCAUGCAUCUUUUAUUCGCUUUGGUGUAUUUUGGCCGAGUUAUGCGCUUCAUAAACUGAACAUUAACAAAUCUCCUUGUUAGAAGACAUUAUGUUGUCAAUACAUUUGUGCAUAAGUAAUACACACAUGGUUGUUUCAAUUAAUGAAUUAUUUAUGAAUUUCAAGCGGUUCACGUGCAUUUUGUUGUAUGUUAGUGUUGAUAGUAUCUAUAUUAAAAAGUUUUUAUGAUAAAUAAAACAAACAGUUCUAAGUACAAUUUUAAUAAUUUGAAUAAAAAUAUCAUGUAUCGAUUUU